Alligator mississippiensis (American alligator) is the source of this 11739-nucleotide messenger RNA. RefSeq names its product glucagon receptor. Gene Ontology annotation, cellular component: plasma membrane. NCBI's taxonomy places the organism in Eukaryota, Metazoa, Chordata, Crocodylia, Alligatoridae. The transcript is spliced from 14 exons. The record is from RefSeq and is a predicted model, not a curated record. The coding region runs from base 9494 to 11107 and encodes 537 amino acids. Gene Ontology annotation, biological process: adenylate cyclase-modulating G protein-coupled receptor signaling pathway; cell surface receptor signaling pathway. Gene Ontology annotation, molecular function: peptide hormone binding; glucagon receptor activity.
AUUGGAACUGGAAAUACACUAAAAAAUGCUGAGUUAUUCUGAGCAGAAAAACUGAAACAUUCUGACCAGGAUGGUUUGACCCAGUCAUACCAGAGGGUCCCUCCGGGGCUGCAUUCCCAAAGAAUGUUUCUGUUUCAGCAUAUUGGCAUUUUCCAGUGGAAAGACAUUGGCUGGAAACUGUCUGGCCAGUCAUAAUGCUAAUGAAUUCCCCAAAGUGCCCUGGCUUACAUCUACUUCCAGCUCCUUGUCUAAGCUACAGCUGAGCCAUGGGUGAGUGGAGUGUAAAGGAGUCCCAGCUGAUGCUAUAAUGUAAAACUGCUUGGCAGCAAAUACCAGCUUGGUCUUCUGGGGUUAAUUAAUCCCUUGUUGGGCUGAUUAGCAGUAGUCACUUCCCCAUGCUCUGUGUCUACAGGACACAUUAUAGGCUGGAUACAGGGCUCUGCACCACUCUCCAAAGCCCUGCCCUGCCCACCUGCUUUCCACUGCAGGAUGUAGCUGCAUGGGACCUGUUCUGGGUCCCCCAUUCCCAGCUGCUUGCUGUGGGUAGGGUGGGGAGGUAGGUGCUCUUAGUACUAAAUCUCUGGGCAACAGUGCAGAGUGCCUUGAGGGCAGCCAUCCCUUCUGCUCUGAGAGCCAUGCCCUUUAAAUAGCAAACUCUGGAACAGUGACAAUAAGAGCUGAAAGAUCAAUGCAUUGGGGAGGAGGGGGAGUGCUGGGGCCCUGGAUGGGCUUCACCAGUAGCAACCUGCACCUUCUCUGCUAGAGACCCUCCUUCAGUGCCUUCUGUAAUCCUUCAUUGGUGACACUUGCCCCUGCUAUGCAGCUGGAGGCUACAUCCAGUUCUGACAGUCCAUUCUGGCUUCGCUCCAGGCUCACUGCAGCUACUGUAUAGAAGGAUUCUUUCCCAUACUGGACUGAGCAGAAUUGCUGAAUUGCAUGUUAAAUUAAAGCAGAGUGCAAUCCAGUUUGUUGCAGAACUCUUGGCUGGGUGGUGGCAGUGGGGGCAGGUGACUUGCUCACCUCUAUGGAGCACCAGAAAAAGGACAGGAAUUAGGAAUGAGAAAGUACAGGCAGCAGAUGGGAGCAGACUAUGACAGACAGGAGGCAGGGGGGAUGGGAGCACCCAAGAUCUUCCUAUGGCCUGUCUAGUCUCUGUGCAAACAAGUUGUGUCUGGCUGCACGCCAUGGGGUGCCUGGGACAUGAAUGGCCCUUGCAGCUCAGACUGUUGCAAUUAGAGACCUUUAUCUAGCUCUGCAUAGUGUCCCAACACCCAUGGGAGGGAGGAGUUUGCACUGAGCUAAAGCUGCCAUGGAGGAUGAGGGGGGGAAGAGUCUGCUGGUGACUCACUCUGCUGGUCCCAGAAGCAUGUUAUUCCUUCACCAGAAAUGCUGUGUCUCAGGCUGCAGGUGCACUGACAGAGGCCCAGAGAGGAGGGUUAGUGGCAGCAGGUUUGGGUUGGUGUACAUUGCUAAUCCCACCUGAGCCCUUACCAGUGCACACUAGUCCAAACCUGUUACCACCCCUGUUGCUAUUCCUAUUUGGGCCUCAGACAGGGGCAGUGGCAGGUUUAGACUGGUGAGCACUAGCAGAGACCCAGAUGGGAUUAGCAGGGGCCAGGGCAGACUGAGGUGAUUGUAGCUAGACCUGUGCAGGGUACAUGGCCCCUGUUGGGUUCAGUCACCCUGAGACUUUGUGAGUUCCUCUGAGUGUGUGUCCAAAGGAGGGGGCAGCAACAAUAGGUUUCUUAUGUUACUACCAUUAGGGCAUUGCCCACUAGCUAGAGCCAGGAGCCUAGAGCCCCUGGAAAGGUGCCACACACCAGCUAUGCAGGCACCCUGCUCUGAGCUCUGCAGGGCAAAAGCUCACUCCUCCAUGCCUAUCAAUGGCAUCUUCCUAAAUCCUGUAACCUCAGGUGAUGCCUGAUCCCUGCAAGGUUCAGGGGAAGAGACCCAAACUCUGCUUGUUCUCAGCCUGGAAGGGACAGGGAACAAGGUUUUAUGUGUGUCUGCUUUCUGCUCAGUGUUACGCAUCUUUGUCAAAUGGCAGCACCUGUCCUCCAUGUGGAUGAAGUUCUGGAUCACCCCAGCACCAGCAGGAUAGUAGCAGCACCAGCAUGAGCAUCUAAAAGUAGCCCCUGCCAAAGGGCCACCUCUUGGAGCUAAAGGGCAGCCCUUACUGGAGUGGGAAGAGGGUACAGGCCUGGCUUGCCCUUGGUGUCUGAGACUGCUGUGGUCCUGUUGCUGAGGUGACCAUUUGUCCACUAGGCACUGGGCUGAGACCAAGCACGCUCAUUUCACCAGAGCUUAAUCACUUGCAGGCUGAGGAACCAGGCUGAGGCAAAAAGAGAGACAACUUUACCCUUAGCCCUGCUGCUGUCCGGAACCUGUUUCCAGAGUUGGGAGACCUGCACUGGCCCUUACUAGUGCAUGGCCACCUGUUGCCUUCUACCUCUAGGAGGAAGGGAGACCCUGCCCAUGUGAGGGCUCCUCCCUGUAGACCCUGCAGCCAGAGGUCAUGGCAAGGGGGGAUGACAUGGAUUGGCCCAUAUACCCUCUUGAGCUCCCACUGCUGGCCAGUGCCACUAAACUACAGCAGCAGACUCCUCUAAGAACCCCCUUUCCCCAGCACGCAGACUUCUAUGUAACACUGGCUCACCUGCAACAAAGGCCAUUCAGGAGAGGGCGACCUUCAAGUGUAAACCAGGCCAUCAGCCAACCUGCUAUGAGCUAGGGCCUGGCUUCAAUGGCUAAGCCUUAAAGGGCCACCAGCUGUCACUGGGGCCAUCUGUGCCCUUCUCCCCACACUAGCACAGCUGUCCUGUAUAACCUCAGCUCACCCGAGGUCCUGCUUCCAGGGUGGUCCCUGUGAAUCAAAUCCACAACUCCCACAAAUUUGAUCGGUGGCUGUGAGUGCCCAGACUCAAUCAGGAAUUCCCUGGGGUAUGCUUGGAGCUAAGGAGGUCUGAGCAAUGGCUUAAUGGCUGUGCCCACAUGUCCCUCUAGGGCUGCUGCUAAAUCAUCAAGAUAGGGACUGCACUUCAGCUCAGUUUGCAGCACUUGUGCCACUGGGGCAUAAGCCCUGCUCAUGGCCACAGGCUGUGCGUUGAUGAGUCCAUGAUUUGCUUACUCCGCUUUGCCUGCAUUCUCUAGCCUUUCUUCCCUGGGGCUAGGUACACAGUCAAAAAGCCUGAGGCUGAAUCAAUUCAGUCCUUACAGUCUAAGCUGCACAGAUUAAGUUGAAAUAGUAUUGGACAGACACUUACUUUUGAUUUAGGAAAUGCAGCCACAGUGCCUGCAGUGGCUCAGACAGAAGCCGGAGGUCACUAGAGUCUGGCUCUCUGGCUGUGUGUUCACUUCCUCUUCCUGCUUCCAGGUACCUCUGGGAUUUGUAGUCCAUAGUUGCAGCCAGCAGUAAGUUUGAGUGGGGAAGGGGUGUUUAACACCUCCCUCCCCCUGGCCCCAGACCCCAGCUGGGGUUUGCCUGGGUGGGAGCAGUCUCCCCACUGCAGACUAGGCUGCAUCCCCAGCCAGGCUUGUCUGCUCCCUCUCCCUCCCCCUUCCUCUUUCUCCCCUGUCAGCCAGCCCUCUCUGUUCCAGCUAGGGAGCAGAGAGGUGGGGCCAGCCCUGCUCUCUGGAGCAGACAGCAGGGCCCAGCUCAGGGCUGGAAAUCAUGCUGGGAUGCUGGGGGACUGUGAUUUAACUUGAACCAGGAAGGGGUCUGGGACAGAAGUUUCAUAAACCGGUUUGACCCAAAUCAGUUAAGUCUGAUGCUACAUUCAACCAGGUUUGUUUUAAACCAGUUUCAGCCAUUUUGAAACUGGUUUAUGUGCACUGAACUUCUGUUACAGAUUUAAACCAGUUUCUGAUCAUUUAAGUGGGUUUAUGUUUAACUUCUGUCCCUAGCCUGGCAGGCCACAUGUGCUAAAGAUGAGCACCUGUGUUGAUGUGCCCCCACUGGGCAGCACAGGGGUCAUGUGUCACCAGGUACUUGGGGAUGCAGCUCAGCCAUCUUGACCCAUGUGGUUCAAGUCCUUGUAGUGCUUGUCCAAUCAGCAUGCUGGGAGGCAGGGGGGAGGGAGGCAGCACUCAGUAGGACAAUUUACAUUAGGGUAUGUUACCUUGUGUGCAGAUGUACCUAGUUCAGCUGCAACCACAGCCACAGCUCAGCUAGGGGCCCCGAUGGGAUCAGGCACCUUUUCUGGGAUGUUCUAUCUAAUGCUUUAUGAGAUCUGCACAGUUUGCUGAGAAAUCCUUACAGGGCAGCAUCCUGCGGUCCAGCUGCAGCAGGCUCAUUUACCUCCAACAUAGGAUAAUACCUGAUGCGGACACAUGAUGUGUGUGUUUGUAAGGGCAAGGGGUGGCAUGUGGUACCUUAAGGAGAUUUCAGAAUGCCCUAACACAUACACUUCUUAGCCACCAAUGGUAUCAUCUACAACCCUUUACUUGACCUGUGGGAGUGAUCAUCCUCAACCAUGAGGAAUUGCUGUUCUCAAGCACAUGCACACACACCCCUUCCCUGUCCCAGUGCUGUGCAGAAGCUGAGGAGCUGGGAAAGUCUUUGCCAGCUGGGGUGGUGAGGGGAGCAGGGGGACCACUUUGCUGGUCCAUCACAGUUGCCCAUGCACGAUGUGCAUCACAGCCAGCGUUUGUCCCUGGGAGCUGGAUGUUUGUGAGGAGCAGGGCUUAGAAUUUGAGAGCCAGACAUGAACUCUGCAGGGCUGCACAUGUUGUAGGCUCCCUGUCUCCAGGUCUACGCAAAAGACCUGCUGUUUCUGGCAGUGGUGCUCUCACGCAUGAGGCUGCCCGGGCACACAGCAGCAGCUUGCCCAUGUUCAUGUGGAUCUUCAAGGGGUUUAACUGGCCCUGAUGAAUGGCAUGGCCUGUUAGCCCACCUGUUAGGCCAUGUCGACAUGGAUACGCUGCUCUGGCCCUACUACCACAUCUGAGCAGGGCUGUGGGGCCGAGGGCACUGCUGCUGGGUACUGUAAACCACCUGCAGACCUGGCUAAUCAUGGGGGAAGAACACAGCUUAUAUGUUCUUCCCCACAUGAUUACCAUGCAGUUGAAGACGAAAAAGGAAUGAGUGCAGUGUGCCAGAACCACAGCCCAUCCAGCCCAGCAUCUGCUCCCCACAGUGGCCAGAACAAGACACAGUGGGAGAAGGAGCAAAAUUGCCUCUGUAAGUACAAGUGUACUGAUCUACCCAUAGGAAAACCUGAUGACAGAAUGUGUUUAUUCCUUCCCAGUGCUGUUGGCAAGGGGCAACCUCCAAUGGUAGCUGUGUCACUGUUGUGGCUUUGGUGGCAGUGUUUGAGCACAUAUCUGCUGAGCUGUUUUCAUUUUGGCACAGUGCAUGAACACUUUGUGGAGAUCAUGGGGAGGUCAGGGAGUCAAACAGGGGGGUUCACCAAAAGCAUCCAGGAACGUCUCAAAGCUAAAAAGGAUGCGUACAUGCAAUGGAAGGGAGGGGCCAUCACCAAGGAGGAUUGUACCUCCAUUGCUUGAGAUUGUAGGGGGGCUGUUAGGAAGGCUAAAGCAGAGACGGAACUGGGACUAGCGACCUGGAUCAAAGAUAACAAGAAGUCCUUUUUUAAAUACAUAGGGGGUAAAAAGAAGGUACCAGGUAAUGUGGGGCCUCAGCAGGACACUCUAGGAAAUCUGGUUGCACCAGAUGACAAAGCUAACCUCUUUAACAAUUUCUUUGCCUCCAUUUUUCUCAGCAGGGACUGACCGGGUCAUUCCCCAUACCAGGAUCCCUGACAGACCCAGGGGAGGCACAGCCAGACCCAGGGUCAGUGAGGACUUGGCCAGGGAACUUCUGGUGGGACUAGACGUGUUCAAAACAGCAGGUCCUGACGAUCUCCACCCCAGGGCCUGAAGGAAUUAGCAGUUGUCAUUGCGGGACCCCUGAAACACUCAGUGGUAGCUGUUGAAUGGUUUAGCACUCACGCGGAUUGAUCGGCGGCCUACAGAGCACCCUCUCCAUCUGCAGCAGCCAGAAUGUGUGCAGCCAGGCAAUUCUGCACAAUGGCUCCCCAACAUGCUGAAUGUAGGCAGCACCAUACCCUGCCUCCCCACAUCUUUGUCUGGCCGCUGCCUCCUGACCAGGACUCACUGAAUACCUUCCCACUGGUCUCACAAAUAUGGUGGAGCACGCAGGCUGCCAGAAUGAACACCAUAAUGUUUUUUGGCCCCACCUCAAGCCUGUAGGUCAGUGACCACUGCUGUGCUUUCAGAUGGCCAAAGGUGCAUUCAACAGUCAUCCGGCAUUUGCUGAAGUAGUAAUUGAAUGCCAUAUUUUGCCAGUCAGUAACUUGUCCUCCAACUGGUGCACAACCUCAGGGUCCCCCAGCACCCACACCAGACUCUUUGUUUCAGCGAAUGUCCAAUUGGACCUAAACCUAUGCACCGCAGUCUGUUCUGUUCUCCCCCAAAUGUCAGACAUCUCAGAUCAAUAUGGGGUACCUCAGGGAGCUGUGCGCUCAGUUUAAAAGUCCUGAGGUAAUAGGACCAAAGGACGUUCACCCCACUCCCACCCUGUUGUUGCUGGGCAGUUUGGAUGACAGACAUGCUGGUGCCAGGCAAGGUCAAGGCAGGGAGGGGGCUGUGCACCAGUAGCAAUAUUGUACCUUAUGGGCAUAAUUGUUCUGGACAUCUUUUAGCAAUGCUUGGUCUUUUAGUCCUGUGAAUGCCAAGGCACAGUAGCGCACUACCUGUCAGGGCAUGGCACAACAGCAGGCUACCCAGUGACCCAUGUGCCAAGACACCGCUCCCAGUGGUACAUGGUCUGAACUGCUGAGCAGUUCAGACAUAGCCAGUGAGGGAAUGAAUGCUAACAGAACUCAUCUGCUAUUCAUAAAGCGGGCACACUUAAUGCUCAUGAGGGCUCACAGAACUGCACUUGUCAGGUUUACGUAAAACUGGUGAAUGAAUUAAUGGUGUUAGGGGGACAAUUACACUACAACUAGCCAAAAAGGGAUGUUUUUAAAAGGUGCAGGGUGGAGGGAGCAGGGGUUCCUCAUGGCUGUUGCCGGGCAAAGACUGGGGAUUUUUGCUGGGUGUGCAAGAGCUAUGCUCUGCAACUUUUGCAAGUUUUGGCGCCAGUCAGCAGCAUUCACCAGGGCUCCCCCUGAUGUCUUAAAACAUUCAUUACACACAAAUACCUGCAAAUUGCAGCAACACUUGGUGGACAAGGGGGCUCAGUACACAAAAGUUGUAGCGGCACCCGAUGGACAAAGGUACUCACCACACAUCACUCAGUGAAUUACCAUGUACACAUGAUAGAUUAAUGGCUGCACUGUUCCAAGUUGCGUCAUUACAAACUAAACUACAUUGGGACAGGGAUUCGUUUAUAAUGAUGCAAACUCAUUAAACUGCCAAAAACUCACACAUUUGUAAAGUGUGAUGUCAUUAAGCCACACAAAUGGGUAGUUUUCGUCAUGUGUACAAGUGCCCAAUGAGCCCAGUCAAAACCUCUCCAAAAGAGGCCUUGUUUAGACGCUACCACACUAUCUCAAAACCAAUUCAAAAGGAUGACAGGUCAAAUCCAGGCUCAUUCAGCUAGGGAUGAAAGCAGGGCACAGAUUCUGGCAGACCUUUACCUGGUAAUAAGAACACCAAUGGUUACUUUGGCUGAAACAAGAAGUUCCAAUGGGUAUCAAUCUCCCUGCUUCAGUGCACAACUCAACUACUGACUUGGGGGGGGGUCAGAAAGAAACUUCAUGUGUUUAUAGACAUGCUCAAGGACAGAGUGGGGGGAGGGGCACUUUAAUUAAAGCAGCUCUGAGAGCCACUCUAAUUAAAGCGCCCAGAGUGUCACAUGUAUCAAUCAGUAUCCCCACACUUAAAGAUGGUGGUGGAGGUGCUUUAACAACACAAUCAAACGAGCUUUAGUUAAAGUACCCCCGUCACCAUUUUUCAGGGUGGUGACACUGAUGGACAUGAUGCUGGAGUCUGCUGGAACACAAUAAUUACCACACUUGAUUAAUUUGCUCCAAUGCACUGUAAUUACAGCACAUUGGAGCAAUCUCUCUGCAUGUGUAUAGGCAGAGCUGUCCCUAGGGGGUGCGAAUCAGGGCAACUGCCCUGGGCCCUGCGCUUUGUGGGGACCCGCGGAGCUGGGCAGAGCAGUGACUCCACAUCCAGCCACUUGCUACCCCCACCCCGCCCCGGCUGCCACCACCACCUCCAAUGGCGGUGGCAGCUUCUUUGGGUCUGGGGCCUGUGGGAUCAGAGUGGGGGCAGGGCCUGGCAUGGGCUGAUUUGCCUUGGGCCCCACACCCUGCUCAGAUUGGCUCUGUGUAUAGGAGCCAUUCUUCUGUAGGCCAGGGCUACGUACAACCUCCUCCAGAGUUGCUGGUCCUGGCUGUGGUUCUGUUGCAGGGUGGCCAUUCCCAUCUGAACCUAUCCAGUUCAGGAAGGUACAUUGGUAACCACCACAGAUGCCAGCCAUUGGAGCCAUCCACUGACCUUACUACACAGGGCCCUGCUGUAUGAGAGCCACAGGUUUGUGCACUGGGCUCUGGAACAUGGUAUGGGGUGGGAGGGGAGAAACCACAAAGAUGGGGGUCAUGCCUGCCCAGGAACUGGAGGCUGUGGGGCACAGGACUCACCCUUUGGGACUAUGGCCCAGUCCUGUAGCUGAAGGGCAUUUUUGAGGCAGCUUCUAGCCGGUCUCCUAAGCAUAAGCCCUGAAAUAUUUUCAGGUCCUUGCAAAGACCCAUGUGUUCUACAGGUGGCAAGGUGGCUGUACUGAACCUGGGAAUGUCCUGCCCCUGUCAAGGCACUUGGCAGCCCUGGCCAUGCUUGAUGCUAUUUAGCAUCUGUGUGAGGGGCUCCAGCAAGGCAUUGCAGAAGCACUCAGCAUGCGUCCAACUCUGUCUCCCAUGAUGUCAGGGUAAAGCUCCUGCUGGCUCCAGGUAAAGCAAAGUCAUGUCAGUGCAGAAGGUGUUUGCAGAUCUCACCCCUGCUCAUCACAUUUUCACCCAUUCAGGAUGGGGCUUGUUGCUGCUCCCAUGGAGGUUGAUGAGGCAAUUGACUGUGAAGGGCAGCAACAACUGUACUUCAGUCUAUGCCAACCCAUGCCUGCUCACCUCUGCCUUUCCAGUUGCUUCCUGCAUGGAAGAGCUCAUGAGACACCCAGCCCCAGUUGUGUAGCUUGUCUAGGCCUGAAACACUGGGGUCUCCUGUGUCAGUGUUGGCAAAUCUCCACUGUUCUCUGUGCACAACACCCAGGGGUGUUCAGGGUCAGGUCCCAUGGCUAGAGGGGAUGUCAGCUCCUUACUUUCAUGACCUUUGACCAUGAGAUUGGCUAGUACCAGAUUCAGGAGGCUUCCAAGCCAGGAUCUGCUCUUGUGUAGCCAAGGGGAAGUGAAAGAGCCCUUUCCAAAGUGAUGGGUUGAAGAGCUUUCUUGUGUUGGUCUGGAGAAGGCAGAUCCUAACUAGCUCACUGGGGGCUAGGAGAGAAAGGCCCUAGAAGCCGAGUGCUGUCUCUAUGCUUCUCACUGGGAUUGAACAAGUGGGCCAUGUCCCCGGGGGCUACAAAGCUGCUGUUUUCCUUCAGCUCUAUCAUAUGGAGCCAGGGUCACUUGUCCAUUAUGUGGGCAGCCUCUCAAGAGCAAAGCACUGCCCCAGGAGCACCUCAGCUGAUGAGCUGCACAUGCUCCACUGUGCACUGAGCACCUUGCCGUCACCUCCACUCAUCUUCUGUCUCUUCCAGACGCCUGGGAACUCUAGCUCAGCUCAGCACCUGCACAUCUGGGCACAGUUCCUAGUUUAUCUGUUCCAGACACAGGGGAGUCUAGAUACCAUGAGGGAUUUGCUCAGGUCCUGGCACAGAUGGAGGGGUGUUCACCUGACCUGGAUGUGCCUGCUCUCCUCCAUGCUGCACAGCAGAGCCAAGGUCCUAGAAAAGACCUUUGAGGGGUGGAUGCGCUACCGUGAUGAGUGCCUGGAGAAGAUAGCUAAUGAUCCAUACCCAACAGGUCCCUUCUGCAACCGGACAUUUGACAUGUAUGCCUGCUGGCCAGAUGGGAGCCCCGGCACUAUUGUCAACGUGUCCUGCCCUUUCUACCUGCCAUGGUUUGAGAAAGUGAAACAUGGGAUUGUGAGUCGCCAGUGUGGGCCUGAUGGGCAGUGGGUGCUGGUGAAUGGCACGCAGCCGUGGAGGGACUACUCGCAGUGUGAGGAGGGGAUGGAGUCCACUACAGAGGAAAGUGUCCGUAAGCUGAUGGUCAGCUUCAAAGUGCUCUACACGGUGGGAUACUCCCUGUCGGUCCUGACCCUGAUCUCUGCCCUACUCAUCCUCACCAUUUUCAGGAAACUCCGCUGCACAAGGAACUACAUCCACGCCAACCUCUUUGCCUCCUUUGGGCUGCGAGCAAUUUCGGUGAUUGUCAAAGAUGCACUACUGGAGAAGAGAUGGGGCAUGGCGAUCAUUCAGGUGUCUGACUGGGAGGUGCUGCUAAGUAACGAGGCUGCAGUUGGCUGCCGAGUGGCUCAGGUCGUGAUGCAAUACUGCAUUCUGGCUAAUCACUACUGGUUCCUGGUGGAGGCUGUCUACCUGUACAAACUCCUGAUUGGAGCAGUGUUCUCUGAGAAGAACUAUUACACACUCUACCUGUACCUGGGCUGGGGAACUCCUGUGGUGUUCGUGGUGCCGUGGAUGAUGGCCAAAUACUUGAAGGAGAAUGCAGAGUGCUGGGCUCUGAAUGAGAACAUGGCCUAUUGGUGGAUCAUCCGCAUCCCCAUCCUGCUGGCAUCCCUGAUUAAUUUGCUGAUCUUCGUGAGGAUUCUCAAGGUGAUCCUGGCUAAGUUGAGGGCAAACCAGAAGGGCUACGCUGACUACAAGCUCAGGUUGGCCAAGGCCACGCUGACCCUCAUCCCGCUCUUUGGGAUCCACGAGGUCGUCUUUAUCUUUGCCACAGAUGAGCAAACUACGGGGAUCCUGCGCUACAUCAAGGUCUUCUUCACACUCUUCCUCAACUCUUUCCAGGGUUUCCUGGUUGCUGUGUUGUACUGUUUUGCCAACAAAGAGGUGAAGUCUGAAAUGAAGAAGAAAUGGCAGCUCUGGAAGUUAGACCACCCCAUGCUCUUCUGCACACAGUGAUGACAUUGGCACAGCACCCAGCACACUGCCUGAAACCCAGGAGAGAGCCAUGAGGAUCUCAAUUAUUAGAGGGGCAGACCAAGCCAUGACCUGCCCCUGCACCUAUUACUGCAUGGUAGCUGGUACCACACCUCUGCUCUGCUCGUGCCCAACUGCACUGGGGAUAGCAGAUGCUGUGUGCAGCAGCGAGGAUGACUUGGAGCACUAGCCAGGCAUAACGAGUGCUGUUACUGGUUGUGCUGGUAGUAGGGCAAAGUAACUGUUUUCAAAGCACAGCUGCACCUGAGAGCCUUGCAUACUGGCAAAGAGACUGCACUAGCUGUGAUAUGGUGGACACUGGGAUCCUUCAACACCAAGUCCCCUCCACUGCAGCUUAACAGCAAAUCCUGAGGCACAGUUGAGCAGAGGUAGACUCUGUUCUUUGAAAGACACGUAGCCAUGGCUGUAUUUUCUGGAGACAUGGGAGGCUCGUAGAGAGAACUCCUUUGUGCUUCACUGCAUAGCAGGACACCGAAGGCCCAAGGCAGAGGAUGGUGGACAGUAGGGCUGUGCAAAACAGCAUCGUCCUGUUUUGACUUACGUUUCAAUGGAACAGCAUUUUCAUUUCGAAUUUCGUUUAGAUUCAAAACUAC